This is a messenger RNA of Ylistrum balloti, 2058 nucleotides long. RefSeq names its product organic cation transporter protein-like. Gene Ontology annotation, biological process: transmembrane transport. The record is from RefSeq and is a predicted model, not a curated record. Bases 1 to 2058 code for a protein of 685 amino acids. Lineage: Eukaryota; Metazoa; Mollusca; Bivalvia; Pectinida; Pectinidae. The transcript is spliced from 11 exons. Gene Ontology annotation, cellular component: membrane. Gene Ontology annotation, molecular function: transmembrane transporter activity.
AUGGCGGUCCUGUUGCCCCUGAACCAAGUGGUUUCGUUUCAAUCAGAGAAGAUGAGACCAACUGGAGAGCAUAGACCUGCUGGAGACCUAAGAACAACUGUAGACCAUAGACCGACUGAAGACUAUAGACCGACUGAAGACCUUAGACCAGCUGUAGACCAUAGACCAUCUGAAGACCAUAGACCUGCUGAAGACCUUAGACCAACUGUAGACAAUAGACCAACUGUAGACCAUAGACCUGCUGGAGACCUUAGAACAACUGUAGACCAUAGACCGACUGAAGACUAUAGACCGACUGAAGACCUUAGACCAGCUGUAGACCACAGACCAACUGAAGACCAUAGACCAGCUAUAGACCAUAGACCAACUGAAGACCUUAGACCAUCUGUAGAUUAUAGACCAACUGAAGACCUUAGACCAUCUGUAGAUUAUAGACCAGCUGUAUACUAUAGACCAACUGAAGACCAUAGAAAAGCUGAAGACCUUAGACCAGCUGAAGAGCUCAGACCAUCUGUAGACCCGAACCUGCUAACUAUGUCAAAUUCGGUCGUCUUCGAGGAUGAAUGGGCCAGAGUAUACACUUUUGGCGUGUACCAAUGCAAGCAAAUGGUAUUGACGAUUUUGGCAGCCCUUCCGAUGGCUUUUCAUAUAGUUUCCGUGAUCUUCAUUGGCUAUACACCAGAACACCAAUGUUCACUGGAUCUGCAGGAGAAACCAGCUGGUGGUAUCAGCAGUGUAAAUAAUUCUAUCAACACAACGGCUGGCACGUGCAGCAUCUCCUGGCUGCGACAGAAUGUAGACGGACAAGUCACUACCGAGGAAACUGCCUGUUUGUAUGGCCACAAUUACUCAACACCAAAAACUUACACAUUUGUUACUGAGUGGGAUCUUGUUUGUGAGAGGGAUGCAGUUGGACGAUUAUCGCAGUCUCUAGUUCUUGGUGGAAUGUUUCUAGGUGCCUUGGCUGCUCCGUUGGCCGAUAAAUACGGGAGGAAACUAGUUCAUGUGGCAUUCAAUAUAGGCUUACUCACAGUAACAUUCACCAUGGCAUUUGUAAAGGAUGAAACCGUCUUCCUGGUACUUCGCUUCUUCAUUGGAACGUUUCAACAAGGAAUGCUGUUAACCGUGGUGACGUUUUGGCUGGAGUUACUACACCGUGAUUCCCGUGAAAACGUCGGUAUUGUGAACGCUUUUAUGUGGGGAAGCUCUGUCAUGGUUCUCACUCUCGUUGCAUUUCUACUUCAAAACUACGACUGGAGAAUCCUCCAACUAGCAUUGUCACUUUUUUCAGUAAUUAGCAUCGUAGAAAUUUUCCUGAUGGACGAAUCGCUUCGGUGGCUCGUCGUAAACAACAGAAAAGUACAGUCUUCUGCACUCAUUUCGAAAAUAUGGAAACAGAACAAAGUUCGUAAUAGCAAGCUACCUGAAGGAGCUCAGAACAAUCAAGAGCCCUCUAUUUCGCUUACUGAAUCGAUGUUGGCUCUGCGGACUGACAUUUUACCGGAUCAAAUCACUGACAAGGUGAAAGAAAAAUGGUCAAAAUUAUUGACGGACAAAAUAAUGAGAAGGCAUUCCAUCAUUAUUUGGGGUGUUUGGGUAGCUAAUAACUUCACCUACUACGGAAUCGUGAUGAUGACUCCAAGUUUCGCAGGAGGUCGCUACCUCAAUUUUUUCCUCGGAAGCACCUCAGAAUUAAUUGGCAAUUUCAUCUUAUUUUUGUUCAUAAAAAAGUUCACCCGUAAGACAACCAUAGUUACGCUGCAGGCAGUAGGCAGUGUGGCACUUCUACUGACAAUCCUCACGAACCAUUUUGAAAGUGAUGUGAUGAGGGUUGUUGAGAUGGGGUUGUUUGCUGUUAGCCGAGGAGCGAUAUGUAACUCCUUCAAUGCAAUUUAUCUGUACACGCCGGAACUUUUCCCAACAAAUCUAAGGAAUGCAGGCCUUGGAGUGGCAUCUGCCGCAGGCAGGAUAUCAGGUUUCAUAGCGCCCUUUACCGUCUAUAUGGUAAGUUUGUUUCAAAUGAUGAUAAAUUACCAUUGGUCUCUACUUGAAUUGUGA